GCUGGAGACGAGGGGCUUUACCAGGACCAGAUGCUGAGGAAUUACCAAGUCCUUGUUUCCUUGGGAUAUCAAGGUCCCACACCAGACUUAAUCUGCCGCAUCCAGUGAGGGGAGAUGGAGCUCUGGGUCUGGGAUGAGGAGGAAGCUGGAGAAAGAUCAUUGUCUGAGGACUUGUCUCCAGCAGAUGUUGAGACAUUUGGCAGAGCUGAGCAGCAGCAGCCUCCUGAGGAAGGGCCUGCCUACCUAAAGAUGUUUCAGUCCAGAAGCCAGCUCCUCAGCCAACAGGUACAGAGAAGAGUGGGGACGCAAAGGAGCCAGGGAGGAUUUGAAGGGCAGAGAGACCUGAAGAGCCACAAAGUUCCUGGAGGGAAGGGGCUGCAUAUAUGUGAAGAGCCUGAUGACAGCUUUGGAGACAAACAGAAACUUGGGGCUCACAGGGGAACCCACUGGGGAUGGUAUGGCCAACCCUGUGCUGAGCCCAAGGAGAGCUCCUACCAUACAUGCCUUCUCCUCGGGCACCAGAGAAUGCACUCAGGGGAGUACCCCCACCUCUGCCCAGAGUGCGGGAAGAGCUUUGUCUCCCUGAGCGAGCUCCGAGUGCAGCAGAAUGUGCACGUGGGGGAGCAGCUGUACCGCUGUACCGUGUGCAAGAAGAGCUUCACCAGGUGGGAUUACCUCCAAAGCCACAUGUGUGUGCACAUGCGGAAAAAGCUGUUUUCCUGCCUGCAGUGUGGGAAGAGCUUCACAGAUAGCUCUACACUCACACAGCACCAGCGCAUGCACACGGGGAAGAAGCUGUUCUCCUGCAGGAAGUGUGGGAAGAGCUUCACCAAGAACUCCACGCUUACCACGCAUCUGCGCAUGCACACGGGGGAGAAACCCUUCUCCUGCAGCCAGUGCAGGAAGAGCUUCACUGAGAGCUCCAACCUCACCAAUCACCUGCGCGUGCACACAGGGGAGAAACCCUUCUCCUGCAGCCAGUGUGGGAAGAGCUUCACCCAGAGUUCAACGCUCACGAACCACCUUCGUGUGCACACAGGGGAGAAGCCAUUUUCUUGCGCCCAGUGUGGGAAGAGCUUUACCAAGAGCUCCACAUUCAACAGCCAUCAGCGAAUGCACAUGGGGGAAAAACCAUUUUGCUGCAGUCAGUGCGGGAAGGGCUUCACACAGAGCUCCACGCUCAAACAGCACCUGCGACUGCACAUGGGCGAAAAGCCAUUCUCCUGUGCUCAGUGUUGGAAGAACUUCAAUCAAAGUUCAUCGCUCAUAAAGCACCGGCGCGUGCACACGAGGGAAAAGCCAUACCGCUGUGCCCAAUGCCUGAAGUUCUUCCGGCAGAGCUCUUCCCUAAGCAAGCACCAGCGAACCCACAAGAGCAGGACAGUCGCACAGAAUGGGAGACAGUUUCCCUCAUCCUCCCUGGGCAGUGGGAGUGAGGGUCCUGCACCUGGACUGUAA
Messenger RNA from Alligator sinensis (Chinese alligator), 1458 nucleotides. RefSeq names its product zinc finger protein OZF-like. The record is from RefSeq and is a predicted model, not a curated record. Gene Ontology annotation, cellular component: nucleus. The coding region runs from base 115 to 1458 and encodes 447 amino acids. Lineage: Eukaryota; Metazoa; Chordata; Crocodylia; Alligatoridae. The transcript has 3 exons.